AUGAUGGAGGAGCUGAAGAGGAACGUGAAGGAGAGGGUGAUGGCUGGAGAAAGAAAGCAUCUGAACAGGUUGCUGGGUAACGUUAGAGAAUGUAGUAAUAGGAGGAAGAACAGCAACAACAACAGGUUCUUGAUUAGCGUCACGGUUCCUGGUAGCUUCGGGCCGAUUAGGUUUCUUGCGAACCACGGCGACACCGUGCUGGCCGUAAUCCGCGGCGCCCUGAAGCGUUACGCUCGAGAAGGCCGGUUCCCUGCCAUUGGUUCCAACCCCCAUGACUUCCUUCUCUACCGCGCCUACACUGGUUUCGAUGCACUGAAUCCGGGGGAAGAGAUUGGAGAGUGCGGGGGGUGGGAUUUCUUGCUGUGCAAGAAACAGUGGCCGGAAAUGGGGAAGGUUGAAAUAGUUGGUGAAGGCAGGGGAGGAGGUAGCAAUUGUUGUAAGGAGUGGAUGUUUCAUUCGUUGAUUAGGAAGAUCUGGAAGGUUCCGACGACGACGAGCCGCGUCGGGAUGCAGGAGGAGGAAGCUGCUGCUGGUGGUGGGACAGCUUUGCUGAUGAAGAUGGUGAAUGAUCCUGCAGCCUGGAUCCAGGCUAAUGGAGUUGAUCAGAAGCACUGCAAUUCCCCUGCCCAAGUUUGGUCCUAA
Messenger RNA from Linum tenue, 642 nucleotides. Lineage: Eukaryota; Viridiplantae; Streptophyta; Magnoliopsida; Malpighiales; Linaceae. The record is from the annotation of a GenBank genome assembly.